AUGUCGACGCCAACACCAACGCCGGCUUCGGCACCGGGAGAGAGUCAGACUCGGAAUGGCCCUGUGAGCGACAACGACGCCUCGUUACCUCCAUCCAAAGAAGUUGUGGUGGCGCAUGAACCUAGCUUGGACCCCAACCAGACACCAGACGAAAACGACGACACCAAUGGUAUCGGCACCGAUCCCGCGCUGGAACGGCGCAUCCGGCUCAAGGUCGAUCUCCGCCUCUGCACCAUCGCCGGCCUGCUGUGCAGCCUCAAUCUGCUCGAUAGCGGUGUGCUGUCGAGCGCAGCCGUGACCUCCAUGCUGUCCGACCUCGGCCUCGAUCAGGGCAACCGCUUCUCUGUGUCCAUCUUCAUCUUCACCAUCUCCAGUAUUGUUUUUCAGCUUCCCGCGACCGUCGCUGUGCGCCUGCUCGGCCCACGCCGCUGGUUCACUUUCAUCACGCUGGCUUUUGGCAUCAUCACCCUCGGCACGGGCUUUGUGCGCACCUGGCAGCAGAUGAUUGUGCUGCGAAUUCUGUUGGGCGCUGCGAUGGCCGGUAUUUUUCCCGGUCUGUCGUACCUCAUUAGCACGUGGUAUCCGCGCCGCGAGCAGCAGCUGCGGUUCGCGUUCAUGCAGAGCGGCGAAGUCAUUGUGCUCGCGACGGGCGGAUUGGUCAACUAUGGUCUGAAUAGACUCGACGGCCGCGGUGGACUGGAGGGCUGGCGCUGGAUGUUUGUUGUCCAGGGACUUUGCACCUGUGCCAUUGGCGCAGUGACUUACUGGUGGAUGAUCGAUUUCCCCGAGAACUCGCACCGCAGCUUCCGCUUUCUGACCCCUGAGGAGACCGCGAUCGUGUCAAAGCGGAUUCAAACUGAUCGGGGCGACCUCGUUGCGCAGGAGUUUAGCGUCGGCAAAGUCCUCGUGCACGCAGCCGACCCGAAGGUAUGGGCGUUUGCCACGCUGUUCUUCUUGCAGAACAUCGUGUCGACAGCGCUCGCCUACUUCGUGCCCAUCAUUCUCCAGAACGGACUGGGGUACUCGUCUGAUGAUGCUAUCAUCUUGUCCGCCCCGCCUUACUACUACGCCGUCGUCCCGGUCCUGAUCUCGUCCUACUUUGCCGACCGGGUGCGUAUCCGCGGGCCUAUCAUCAUCUUCAACGCACUGUGCUUGAUCACUGGGUUUUCUGUGCUGGGGUUUGCGCAUAACUCAGGGGCACGUUACUUUGGCGUGUUCCUGGCUACUGGCGCCUAUGUCGGAAACUGGGCGGCUUUGACGGCGUUUCAGGCGAAUAACGUGGUUGGACAAUGGAAGCGCGUUUUUACCGCCGCGGCUUGCACCAUGUUUAACGGGGCUGGCGGUAUUGCUGGUAGCUUUAUCGUCCGCAACAUUGAGGCCCCAAAUUACACCACGGCUGUUUGGGUGUCUAUUAGGCGAGUCUUCAACCCUCCAGCUUCGGCGGAAAAGCAAGCAGGGGCUAACCAUGGAUAUAGCUCCCAUCUUUUGAUGAUCUCCCUCGUAUCAGUGCUUUCCGUGUACUUUUUCUUCGCGAAUAGAUCCCAGAAGAGGAGCUCAACCGUUCUAGAGAAGACUGAGGGCUUCCGUUUUACGUAUUAG
Messenger RNA from Dichotomopilus funicola, 1599 nucleotides. RefSeq names its product major facilitator superfamily domain-containing protein. Gene Ontology annotation, molecular function: transmembrane transporter activity. The transcript has 3 exons. Bases 1 to 1599 code for a protein of 532 amino acids. Lineage: Eukaryota; Fungi; Ascomycota; Sordariomycetes; Sordariales; Chaetomiaceae. Gene Ontology annotation, cellular component: membrane. Gene Ontology annotation, biological process: transmembrane transport. The record is from RefSeq and is a predicted model, not a curated record.